AUGUCAUCAAUAAAUCUUUUCGCUUUGCUCUCCCUUCUUCCCCUUCUCACUCUCGCUUCAAUAGAUUUAACACCAAGAUGGCGAGAUCCCGCUGCUCCGCCAUUAGGUAUGAGGAAGAGGGAUGUGAACGGUACCACCACUCCACUUAAUUUCGAGAGUGUAGGAGAUACAGGUGUCAGUGCGCAAAUGGUGUUCUUGGGUAAUAACAAGAAGAUCUACGUAUUGGAUAAAACAGAGAAUAACCCUGUAGAAAUCACUGGCCAAUAUGGUACUCAUCCCGCUUGGGCUACAGAGUACGAUAUCGAGUCAAACGAGUACCGAACCAUGGAUGUGUUUUCAAAUACUUUCUGCGCAGGUGGUGGUGUUUUGGGUAACGGUACUUGGGUAGUGUUUGGCGGUAACCAACCCGUAACUACUGGUGGUGUCGCUUCCACUGAUGCCGCGGCAUAUUCAGAUACUGAUGGUGGUACCGCCAUCCGAAUGUUGAACCCUUGUACCGACGAGUCGUGUGAAUAUAUUCAAGGAGAGGGCUCAUACUCCACCUCAGCGCAAAAUACCGGAGGAUGGCUUCAAAUGACCGGCAGACGAUGGUACCCUAUGGUAGAAGCUUUACCGGAUGGAUCGUUGAUUAUUAUUGGUGGUGACAAGAACGGUGGAUACGUGAACACUCAAGCACAAGACAAUCCAACUUACGAGUUCUUCCCUCCUCGUUCUGGUGACCCUGUCGAUUUGCAAUUCCUCGCCGACACUCUUCCCGUCAACCUUUACGCUUUGACAUGGUUGAUGCCCUCUGGUAAACUAUUCAUGCAAGCUAACCGAAAAUCCAUUCUGUACGAUUACAAUAAGAAGACAACUACCGACCUCGCCGACAUGCCUUACGCCACCCGUGUCUACCCCGCCUCAGCUGCUACAGCUAUGCUUCCCCUUAUCCCCGAUAACGGUUACGCCGCUACUCUCCUUUUCUGCGGUGGAUCAGCUACCACCCAGUGGGGUAACGAUGGUACCGCUGGCUACAACGUCACUGCCGUGGCCGCCGACGAUACCUGUGUCAGAAUUACUCCCGAAGGUAGCACCGAUCCCCAGUACGAGGAUGACGAUUACAUGUUCGAGGGAAGAAGUAUGGGUCAAUUCGUGAUCUUACCCGAUGGUACUUUCUGGAUGGGUAACGGUGUUGGUAUGGGAACUGCUGGUUAUGGUGAUGAUGGAUAUUCCGUUGGUCAAUCAUACGGUCAAGCCCCUAUUUACAUGCCCGCUAUAUACAACGCAUCAGCACCUCUAGGAGGUCGAUGGAACCGAACUGGUUUAGUCGCUUCCACCAACGAACGAAUGUACCACUCCGUUGCAAUCCUCUUACCAGACGGCAGUCUGUUCAUUGCCGGAUCCAAUCCCAACAAAGAUUUCACCACUGCUCAAUGGCGAUCAAGAACCGAUUCUGAAAGAUGGUAUCCUUGGUACUACAACGAACAACGACCAACCUACGAUGGAUUCCCAUCUACUCUCUCAUACGGUGGAUCAUCGUUCAACAUUACCUUGACUGGGACAGACGAAGCCACAGCUCAAAACACCAAGAUCGUAGUCAUCCGAGGUGGAUUUAACACACAUGCUAUUGGAUUCGGACAAAGGUACCUUCAAUUGAAUUCAACCUACUCCGUCGAUAUGAACACUGGUAACACGACACAUAUCGUCUCCCAAAUGCCUGGAACAAAUGGACCAAACCUUUUCCAACCUGGUCCAGCAAUGUUCUUCGUAGUUGUAAAUGGCGUACCAUCACAAGGUGAAUUUGUCAUGGUCGGUUCAGGUCAAGUCGAAACCCAAAACACAACGACAAACGAUCCUUUACCAUCCUCAACUGUGAUAGCAGUUCCAAUACCCUCAAAUACGACCACUGAAGGUACAGCAGCGACUACUCAAGCCGCAGCUAAAUCCUCUGCUUCUCCAGUAAUGAUCGCUGGGCUAUCAACUUCAAUCGUCGCAGCUUUGAUAGCUUUCGCAUCAUUACUAUGA
Kwoniella shivajii is the source of this 2004-nucleotide messenger RNA. RefSeq lists its product as uncharacterized. The transcript has 4 exons. Bases 1 to 2004 code for a protein of 667 amino acids. Lineage: Eukaryota; Fungi; Basidiomycota; Tremellomycetes; Tremellales; Cryptococcaceae. The record is from RefSeq and is a predicted model, not a curated record.